Camponotus floridanus (Florida carpenter ant) is the source of this 10922-nucleotide messenger RNA. It is a transcript of the gene rho-5, whose product is annotated as inactive rhomboid protein 1. Lineage: Eukaryota; Metazoa; Arthropoda; Insecta; Hymenoptera; Formicidae. Gene Ontology annotation, cellular component: endoplasmic reticulum membrane. Gene Ontology annotation, molecular function: serine-type endopeptidase activity. The record is from RefSeq and is a predicted model, not a curated record. The coding region runs from base 2609 to 8281 and encodes 1890 amino acids. The transcript has 19 exons. Gene Ontology annotation, biological process: regulation of protein secretion; regulation of epidermal growth factor receptor signaling pathway.
CGCGCGGGGCGGAAGCGGUGCGGAAAGUCCAUUUCGAGAGGCUCGUACGUCGUCUAGGGUGGACCGAGGAUCUCCCUGCGGAAGCUUCCCCGCGCGGCGCGGAGCGGUGUCUACAAGGGGAGGCUCGUGCGGGUCGACGAGGGGCUCGCCGGAGGUCUGACGUUGGCCGAAACGGAAUCGAGCGGCGCCGAAUCAGACGGAGCGAAACGUCAAUCUACCCUCGGGAGUGCCGUCCACCAUUUUGGCUGCGCGGAGGUUAUUCUCUGGCGGAGGCGUCGGGACGUCCGUGCGACUCGUCGAAGACGACGUCCGACUUUCGGAGUAAUCUCUCUCCUUUCUCUUUUUCUCUCUUUCUUUCUCUAUCUAUCUUUCUCUAUCCCUCUUUCUCUCUCUCUUUCUCUCUCUCUCUUUCUCUCUUCCUUCCCCUUCCUCUCCCAUUUCGCUAUUGCAACGAUAAGCUUCCCGGUGACCAAGUGGAGCGAGUGAUUUCCGGAGGAGAAUCGGUGUCGCUUGUGUAGGAAUCAGCCGAGGCAGACAGCGUUUCGGCGCUUCGGGAAACCCUGGGACGUUCUAGGACGUCGCGACGUCCCCGACGCCUUGGGACUGGAGCCAUUUUUAUGCGCUGCAUGCCGGGAGGAGCGGCUCUCCCGCUGGAAACUGGGUUACCGCGUCGCUUCCGCUCGAAUUUCUCCUCUGCUCGUCGCCCGGAGGCCCGUAGAUUCGUGUACCAAGGCUGAAGAGCGUUCUCUGCCUUUGGCCAGGAAAGCUUUUGUGCGCGAUAUGGCUACUUGGUGAAGAAACUUUGUUUGCGGGGCAGGAAAGGCGUGGAUUUGGAUCUCGAGAGGGACAGAGAAGGAGAGAGAAUGAGAGAAAGAGCGAGAGAGGAAGAGAGGAAAAGUUGUGCGCCGAGUGAUUAAUAUUUGACGAGGGGGAUCGCGUAGAGAAGAGGCGUGGAUUUAAUCCGUCGAGAUAGAGGAGAUUGUGCGCUCGGAUGGAUUGUCGCGGAAUUCUGUGCGGUGAGGGCUGCGGCGUGGAUCUCUGUAUUAUUGAGGCAGGUGAAAAGUGUCCAGGUUUUAGGCGGUAAAGGGGAGCAGUGCGCGGGUUAGUUUUGUGGAUCGGUGCAGUUUUUAAGGAGUAUCAUCAUGCGGGAAGAGGAGACGCGCGGAUCCAUUAGUUGAUGAAGGAUAAAUUGUGCUGCGAUACUUAUCGGGGAGUGUCAUGCGGGCAGGAAGGCAGAUCUCUACGUCAGUAGCGGAGAAAUGUUGCAUAGACACUUAAGACUUCAAUUCAAGGAAGUAAUUGAUCUCGGUUCAUUUGGCGAAUGGAAUCAUUGAAGAGUAGGAAAGGCUAGAUUUGUACAUCGAGAGGCGAAUCCUUAAAUGGAGCGAGGAAAUACAAGGAUACUUGAGGUAAUAUUUGAUUGAUUAUUGAGGAAAAGUCCUCGAAAAGAGUUGACGUCGCUUUACAUCCGACAUCGAAUGAUCAAUUACUGAGGAAAGAUGAUGAUUCGCAUGUUGAGGAAACCUGCAGGAGUCUUCAGGAACGAAGAAUCGCGUGCUGAUGUUGAUAGGAUUCUGCGAAAAAGCAAGAUGUAGAUCUGUCUCCUUCAACGGAAGCGUUCAAAAUUAGCAGGGAAAAAUCGCACUUCCCCACCAAAGAUUUAUUUUUAAAUCGCAAAAUAGCGCUCGAAUCCCUUUGGGAAACUCCCUUUGAGUAGCUUAGAAAAUUCAGCAUCGCGAGAAAUGUUCAUCUCCUCCAAAGAAAAAGACAUCCUGGUACUAGAAAAAAAUUGGGCUUUCUCGUGCCGCCAAAAAUGUUUCUGUUUGCUUGAAAAAUGUUCUCUGCGCAUCGUUGAUUCUUGUUCUUCACGAAGACUCGUGCGUCUGUCGAGAAACAUCACGAGUCGCUUGACAAAUAUCCUCCUCGUCGAGAAGAAUUGCGUGAUGACAAAAAUUGUAGAUCUUUCCUCGCGAUUCUAAGAGUGAAAGACGAAUAUUCUCCGCCUUCGGGAAGAGGGAGAUCUUCUUACGAAGAUCGAAGGACUCGUGGGAGCGGGAUGAUUGCUGAAGGAUCCAUGGGAUUUACGGAGCGACAAACGAUGGUGGUUCCUCAUGGAAGGCGGAUGAAUCUGACGAAUAGCGUCCGAGAAAGUUAUCAAAUGUAACGUUUCUUUCAAGGACAUGGCCGAGAAUUAGACUGAUAGGCGUCAGGCACGCCAGGAACGAUGGAGAUCGAGUGACUUCGGCAAUGGACCGAUGAGUAGUUUUAGAUAUUUCGUACGAGUCUUGUGUGAGAUUAAUUGCUAGUGCUACGGAAAACGUGUUUUGCCGAUUUUCCUCCCUUGGAAGGAUUAUGCGUCAAGGACCAGGUCUCUCCGUUUCACGAGAUAAUUCCUGGCAUGCGUAGUACGAGCGAGUCGGGCAUAGGGCUCGUUCCGGGACUAGCGAAGGGCUCAAAGGAGGAUCGACUGGCCGCUCUCGAGCGGUUUGAGGACCGGUGAGCACGACAGGGCGAGCAACCCUCUUGCCGAAGACCAGCAACCCUCCCGUCCGUCACUGUCGACGAACAACAGAACAGAUGUCCUGACAGUGGGCCCCGGGCCACCAGGAUGCCGACAGACGACGACUAUGGCCGAAGAGAUCGUCUCCUGUUGCACCAGCACCCUAUCGCUCAAUACGGAUCCUCGUCAUCCCCGCUUCCCGGAUCGAGCGCGCCGAAUUCUGGCAGCGUGGGGACCCAGAUCGGUCCCAGCAAUCCCAGCGACUGCUUCAAGCAACAAGCGGAGCAGCAGCAAUCGUCCGACUUGCGUUCGGUCGCGAGUACCGCGAGCCAGUCGGGCCAAGAGCGUUACCAGUCGGAUCAACAGACCCAAAGCAGCGAGCAUGUCGGGACCCGAAUGGUCGAUCGGCACGAGAAAUCCGCGGAGAAGCCUACGAUCGACUUCUCCAAGUGCGGGGAGGGUCGUUCGUCGGGUUGCGAGCGCUUUGGGCACUAUCAGGCCCAGAGCGGUGAGCAUGUUGGGAGCCGAAUCGGCGGCGACCGGCAUGAGAAGGCCGUGGAUAAGUCUUGCAUCGAUUACCCCAAGUGUGGAGAGGGUGGUCGUCCACCGAGUUGCGAGCGUUUCGGACAUUAUCAGGUCCAAAGCGGCGAUCAGGCCCACGUCGGCGCUCGAAUGGCCGAGCGGCACGAGAAGUCGAUCGACAAGCAGUCGGUCGACUUCACCAAGUGCCCUGUCGACGGUCGACAAUCGAAUUGCGAGCGUUUCGGGCAUUAUCAGACUUCGACGUUCGGCCAGUCCUCCAGUUUGCACUACGGUACGCACGGCAGCGCCGAUCGUUUCGCGCGAUUCAACGAUCUCAGCGCGCUGCACGGCGAGCAGCGGGUUUCGAAUAACGAUCGUUACACGAUCUGCAAUCCGGAGCUGCACUUCGACACAGCGGGCUCGAGCGGGUCGAACGAAUACGCGAACGCGAACGCGCUCGGCGGCCCCUUCGCCGCGGAGACGUUCCCGUCGCCGCCAUCGCCGGCACCGGCCAACGACCGCUUCGUCCCGCCACCGCCAUUGUCGCCCAGUCCGAGCGAGAAGUACGCCUCGAGCCAGAGCCUGGCUGGUUAUCCUGCUGCUGAUCGCAUUUUGCCCCCCAAUUCUCCGGGGCCCAAGUAUGGCGCCGACAGCGCCGCUUCAGCAUCGCCGAUGCCCGCCAAGGAGCGCUUUGCCUCCACCGAGCGGCUGCUGGCCAAUCAGCAAUCAGCUUCCGGCGAUGCCAAGGAUCAACAACGCUACGCUGGAUCGUCUGAUCAUCGUCUGCUCUCGGGAUCUUCUCCGGUCUUGGAAGGACUUCAGACAGGACUCCAGGGCAGUGGCGUUUACGCCAAGGACGCUCGCUUCACCGCCAUUUCCGCGGACAGGAUAUUGUCCUCCUCGCCGAUACACGCUCCGGUACCAGAGAGAUUCGUCGGCAAGUCGGAGAGGUACUUGGCCGAGUCGCCCGUUCACGAUAGGUACCCUCGACAGGAUUCAUCAGCGACAGCACAUCACGAGCGGUAUUCGGCGAUUGCGGCGGCCACCGAGAGGUUCCUCUCGAAUUCGCCUAAUCCUGAGGGCGCGCAUCAGCGCUAUUCAUCGUCAGAUCGCACAUCUAUUCAAGUCUCUUCCAGCAGUUCCGAGCAAAAUCGACGUCUCUACACUGAUAGAGGCGUGGAGACAGUUUGUCAGAAGUAUACAGACCGGUCCAUCAGCUCGCCGGCAUCCGCCGACUUUGGUCGAUAUUCUGGCUUUGCGGAAGUCGGCAAUCAAACGCGAUAUGUGUCCAGCAACGAUCGCUUUAACGAUCUCGCUCUGCAACGCUGCAGUCAAUCGAGGUCGAUCGACAGAUUCUCCAGCGAUCGAUACCUGGCUGGAUCGUCACCCGCGCACGAUGGUAGGCUGUCCGGUUCCGAGACAUCGCGUUAUAUCGUCUCCUCCACCGAACGUCUGCUGGCGCCGACGUCUUCCUCGCCAUCCUCCUCUUCAGAGACUGGCACCAGGUAUCACUCGCCCUACACGACGUCCACUGGCACCCAAUCUUCCGCUUCCAAUGAGCGUUUCGCGUCAAUUUCGCCGACGCCCGAAGCGUCGUCGAAUGUUCAUCGCGGCGGUGGCGGCAGUUAUCAGAACACAAAGAGCACCGUCGACAAAUAUUUGGUUUCGAAAUCGGUUCAGAGCGGCUAUGAUCGCUACUCGAUUGCCGGCCAGAACGAUCACCAGUUCGGUCAAGAUCGAUACUUUGCCUCCAACAGCAGUAACGACCGUUUUCAAGCUACUUCCGGAGCUGAGCGCUUUCACGCUCCUGCUGAUCGCUAUUCGCCGGCACGCAGCGUCACUGACAAAUACCUGUCCCUGCCGAAGCCCAAGGACAGGUUCACCGGCCGCAUAACGCCCAUCUCCUGCGCCACAUCCGUCGUCGCGACGUCCUCCACUGACCGCACUUAUGGUUCGUCGAGUACCAGCUACGUGCCCCCGACUGCGCAUACUCCUGUUGAACGAUACGUACCACAACCACCUCCCGAAGUGCUCUACCCGGACAGGUACGUGGACAGGUAUAUGCCACCCGCAGCGCACACGCCGACCGAUCGAUAUGUGCCCGCGAGCGAUCCAGGCGAUCCAUACAUGCGUCGCGACCUUGGCUUUCAUCAUCAUUACCGGCUACCACCGCCCGCCGGUUAUCCGUACCAAACGCAUUUCCGGUUCCGCGGAUUCGCAUACGCGACGUCCGGCCGGUUGGGCGGCAGUCCCGGGUCCAGCAGCUCCAGCAGCACGGCGUCUAAUCAACGCGAGACGUUCGCCACGUCGCCAUUGCUGAGGCCCAAAGUGCGCGGGUCCACGGUCGAGUUUAGCGCCGCCGCGACGCCUACGACGAUGGCCGGCGUCGGUCGUCACGUGUGCGCGAAUCCAGUCGCCUGUUGCGGAGACACAUCCGGCAACGGCAGAGCCUGCUGCCAGAUGAGGAGAUCUCUGCCGCCUGGGACACUUCCGGCAAUACCCACGCAAACUUCUUCGUGGCAACCAUCACCGAGUUCGGGUACGACGGGCACCUCGACGGUAUCAUCGACGACCGGCGAGGGCGACGCGACGCAGAGCAUCGGGAUGUACCCGGUGGGCAUCGCGUCGUCCUCUACCGCGACGACGGCGACGCCGGUGACGACGGCGUCGGCGACCGUGCCAUCAACCACUUCCGGCGUCUCUAUCGCUACCGGAAACGUCAGCGGCAUCACCAGGAGCGUUUCCGCGCCGAGUGCGCCACGUCCGCUGGUCCAGAUCAGCAGCUCCUCGGCGAGCACCUCGGCGACCCAACGGCCGAGACUCAGGAGGAACCAGAGCCGCACCGAGGCUAUCCGAAAUUACAUCAGACGCGAGACAGCGCAGUUCUUCGGGGUUGACGAGGAAUCGGAGGCCCUGGAGAAGCAGAGAUGGCUGGACCGACGACGACGUAUGGCGUCGAGGAAGUACGGCGCGUUGUUACCGGAACACAAGCCCCCGGAUCCGGACAUCACCAGGGAUGUGCCGGACACGACCGAGACACCGGAGAGUGUGACUCUCAGACGAUGGCAGCAACCGGUACGGAGGAAAGAUUCUGUAGCGAGGAUGACACUGUCGGGUCUCCAUUACAUCGUCGAGACGAUGACGAGGCAGCGUCCCCGCGAGCGCUCGCAAUCGCGUCUGGAAUCGCGCAGCUUCCCGCCGAGCACGGUCUCAUAUAUGAUGAAGUUGGGAGUGUCGUGUCCUGACAGCGGCCUGGACGAGGAGCAGUCCUUCUUCGAGAGGCCCCCGCCGCCUCCGCCUCCCCUUCCGCCUCCUCCGACGUCUCAACAGUCGCAGCAAACAUCGCAGAUCGAUCAGGCCCCUGGAUUGGUCAAGGACGAGGAGAUCGGCGUCAAGAUCACGGAUGUCCUCGACGCCGCGCAGGAUCGCGAAGGGAUCACUUCCGAAGAUUUGGUCGGGUUCGUGCAGCAAAAGGAUGACAGGACGACGAUCGACGGACAAGUUAGACGACCCCGUUCGAUCACGAGGGACCAUUAUAUUUCCAGAAAGACAAGUUGGAGCAGGUCGAAGUACGACGCGCCACCGACGGAGGGUACGAGGUUGCCGCAGGAGGAGGGGGUGACUCUCCGCAGGGAGAUAGCUGGGGCCACGAGGAUCUCCCGUAGCACAAUUGAUCGUGUCUUCGACAACAGCAAUCGGCGGAGAUACGGAAUGGGCAUCGUCGGUCGCUUCUUCGGGCGAUCUUUUCGAAAAAGCAUCGCGCACAAACCGGACAUAAAGAAACAAUUGGACGACUUUGAAGAUCACCGACCGUAUUUCACGUACUGGAUCACUACUGUGCAAGUAUUGAUUCUGAUAAUAUCGCUGGCAUGUUACGGAUUUGGUCCUGUUGGAAUGGAUCUCGCUCAUCGAUCAGGACUGGUUCUCGUGACAAGUUUGUCGUUGCAACAAGUCGAUUACCAAGAACCUGCAAACUUCUGGCUGGGCCCUAGGGCCGCGGAUCUGAUUCAUCUUGGUGCCAAGUUUGCGCCGUGUAUGCGUCGGGACAUCAAGAUUCUGAAGGAGAUCGAUGUCUGGCGGGAAAGAGAACGAGACACCGCUUGCUGCAUCAGAAAUGACGAUUCCGGCUGCGUUCAAUCCAGCAAAGCGGAUUGCUCUGUUCGGGGAUUGAGAUCCACUGUUACGAACACAAUUUCGACCUGGAAGAAAUGGGGACCUGGGGACAAUGGGCCUGGCGGUCGUAUCAGUGGAUCUGUUUGCGGGUUAGAUCCAAAGUUCUGCGACGCCCCCGCAAGCGUCGCACCUUAUGAAUGGCCGGAUGACAUUACCAAAUGGCCGAUCUGCCGGAAAACCAAUCCUUUUAAUCAUCGUUUCAGCAAAAAUGCAAAUCAACGGGGCAACGCCAAUUUUCCCAUCGGCCGUUAUAAGGAUAAGAUGGCGGAACACAUGGUUUGCGAGAUAAUCGGUCAUCCGUGUUGCAUCGGGAUUCACGGGAUGUGUCGGAUCACCACGAAGGAGUACUGCGAUUUCGUCCACGGUUACUUUCACGAGGAGGCGUCGCUUUGCUCGCAGGUGGAAUGUUUGCAUGACGUCUGUGGAAUGAUACCGUUCUUGCAUCCGGAAUGGCCGGACCAGUUUUACAGGCUCUUCACCACCAUCUUUCUUCAUGCCGGAAUCGUCCAUUUGGUAAUCACAUUACUGAUCCAGUAUUUUCUGAUGAGAGACUUGGAAAAGCUGACAGGAUCUUUGCGCAUUGCUUUGAUCUAUUUUAUUGGUGCUCUUGCUGGAAAUUUGGCUAGCGCAAUCUUUGUCCCUUACAGGGCAGAAGUCGGUCCAGCUGGUGCGCAUUUCGCACUGCUGGCUACGCUGGUGGUCGAAGUAUUGCAUUGCUGGCCGAUGCUAAAACACCCACGUCGCGCACUGUCUAAGCUAAUCCUGAUCCUGGUGGGAUUGUUGAUGCUGGGUAUCCUCCCGUGGGUGGACAAUUAUGCGCAUUUAUUCGGCUUCAUCUUCGGCUUCUUGGCGGCCUACGCGUUGAUGCCGUUUAUUUCCUUCGGUCAUUACGAUCGUAGACGGAAGAUACUGCUCAUCUGGGUAUGCCUGAUCCUGAUCGUGGGCUUGUUCGCCCUGUUGCUCGCCCUCUUUUACAAUGUGCCAGUGUAUGAGUGCGAGGUGUGUAAACUGUUCAAUUGCGUGCCAUUUACCCGCGACUUUUGCGCGUCUCAGAACAUCAAUUUCAAACGGGAGGAGCAAGUAUGACACACGGGGCCGCGGUUCAUAGUCGAGCGCGAAAUUGUUCCGUUCGGCCCCCGUCUUUACGCUUCUCAUCAUCGCGCACAUCACUACAAUACACCAUCAUUCACCGCGCUGAUUUUGGCGAGUCUCCUCAUCGAAUCCCGAAGACACAAGAUCAGAACUUAAAACUGAUUCAAGGAUAUUUUCGUUUUAUGGAUAACUAAAGCUCGUAAUCCUUGAAAUUAUUAAAAGCUCGUAAUUAUACAAAAGAAGAAAGAAGAAAGUUUUCAGAACAAAAUUAGAAAAUUUUUUAAAUCUUUGGGAAUGCUGAAAGGAAGAUCGAAGAAUAAAUUAUGCGAUUUUUGCGAAAGCUAAAUGCAAAGUCAGACAAAUUUCCUAAAUUUCUAAAGAAACUGGAAGAUCAAUAAAUAUUUUUUUUUAUUAACUGGAAGAUCAGAAGAAGAAAAUCUUUCGUAAAUCUUGAAUCUUUAAAAACUAUUGAAACAAGAAUUUUUUGAAUCUUUAAAGAAAUUGAAGAGAAAGAGAGAGAAAGUUUUCGAAAGAAAUCGAAGAGAGUUUUUUAAAUUUUGGAUAAAGUUUGGAAGAAGAUCAUAGAUAUCUUUAAUUCUCAAUCAAAGAAAAAUUUACAAGUGGAAGAUUUUCUGGAUUUCUCUAAAAAAGCUAAAAAAAAGUAUCAGAAGAAUAAUUUCUUGCCUUCCUCGAUAAAACUGAAGAGAAAUCCAAAGGAAUCUCUUCAUCUCCAGUGAAGAGGAAAUGUCUCUUUGGCCUCCAGUCAAUAUUUAACGAUCCGGAUUGUCAAGCUUUGAAGAUUGUGAAGGAUUAAUGUUGCAAUGUCGCGAACUUUGAGAAUAAUCCGAUUAUUUAACAAUUGUACUUCCACGAUGAAACAAAUCGGAUCAGCGAGCUUUUGAAAUUUCACAAACAAAAUCUUUUAUCAUCAAAGUUUCGACGUUUCCCGAACUUUGAAGAUCAACGAUCAUUUUUGGAUCGUCCGCGAGAGUGAUAUCAUGGUGCAUUCGGGGGACAUGGGGGUUUGAUAGUGCCUGGAUCGAGCGGGUGAAGGUGAUGGAACCCGACCGACAUUUUCGCUACUGCCAACGAACGUCAGAGAGGAACUCGUGUUCGUCGACGCACGACGAUGCCUUAACAUUAUUAAGUCCCAGCGUAGUGAUUGGCUCCCAACGUGAGCUGGCUGAGGCUCAGCGGGCCUUGAGGGAGCCCAGGACUCUGAAUCGCCGACGGAGUGUGUGUGUGUGUAUAUAAUAUAUAUAAAUAUAUAUACAUGGAUUUCUUGAAUGACCCGCUAAUGAUAACGGAUGGGAUGCUCCAUGGAUUAUUUGGGAUUCCGCAAAGUUUGACGUGGUAGCAUCCAUCUCCUCAAGGUGUGUGUUAAUAAGAGAAAGGAGGAGAAAAAAGUUGCAAUUGUAAAUAGGAUCGAGUCUUGUUACUGUUGUAAGAACGACCUUAGUAAGUUAACUUUAGGGAGAACUUUGAAAGUGCACACGUCUUUCGUCUCUGCACAAUAUAGUCCCCCGCACCUCCGACAUCCGGAACUAUUGUCUGUGAUGGCUUGACCUUGGAGAUAUUUUUCGUAGCACCGCGACGGCCGCGAGCCUUCCUGCAGGGACGAUCGGUCGAUGUUCACCAACUGGAUACCAAUCAAUAGCUCGUUGUAAGCAAGAUUUGUCUCUCUCCGAUUUUGUGAUGAAACUUGAUGUAUUUAUAGAAAUGGGUAAAAAAAUUGUGGAAUUUCUUUCUCUUAUCUCUAGUCGAAAAAAGUACGUUUUUCCUAAUUUUGCCUUUUUCGUUAUAUUGUAUAUAAUAAUAUUAGUUAUAGUAACACAUUAAACUUUACAAUAUUAAUAACUUUAUACGCAAUUGAUCACUCCUUUACACGAUAUUUUAACAAUGUCAUUUUAAGUAUAACACUCACAAAACUGGAGUUUAUAUUACAUUUUGAUAAUGCCAAAUUUCUCUCUCAUGAAAUUGUAAUAUAAAAUGUAGUACAAAAUGUUUGCAAUGUCGUGAAAAAUAACAGUGAGAUGUUUGAUUGGUAUUCAGGGGAUACGCUCCUUAUCGAGAAUAGGAGGGAAAGGAUAGUCCGAGGCAGAGGAGGCGGAAGGAAAGUGUUAACGAUUUAAGGUGAAACGAAUCAAUUUUUUAUAAUGGCGUGAAAGAGUGAGAGAAAGAGAAAGAGAGAAAGGAAGGCGCGAAUAUCAGAAUUCUUAAUCAAUUUUGAAGUCUGUAAAUACAUAUUUGCGAUAAUGCGAGGGAGUAGAUAGAUAAGAGAGGCGGUGGAGAAAACAGAUACACGACAUAUAAUAUAUACGCGAGAUGAUUUGUUGAUUUCAAUCUAGAAAAUCCGCAUCAUUCUUCUUAUUUAAAAAUAAAGGAAGAAAUAGCAGAUUGCUAGCAUUUCAUAAUAAUGGGAGUUCCUUUUUUCAUAUCUAAGUGACAUGAAUAAUUAAAUUUGUGGUCGGAAUAGCGAUUUUAAUCUCUAUCUUAUACUAUUUUAUAAUUCAUUGCGAUGCCUUAUAUGUAGCUACAUCAUGUCAUUUUAUUAUAGAAACUAUUUUAAAUUAAUUUUGCAAGUAAAAUUAUAUUUGACUAUGAUCUCAAAUUAAGAUAAAUGCAUUAUUUAUUC